Ilex paraguariensis (yerba mate) is the source of this 1206-nucleotide messenger RNA. Lineage: Eukaryota; Viridiplantae; Streptophyta; Magnoliopsida; Aquifoliales; Aquifoliaceae. The record is from the annotation of a GenBank genome assembly.
AUGGCUUCUUCGAACGUCAUUGCGGAGUACGCAAAGUCUGGUCGAUCUUCGUGCAAAAAAUGCUCAAAAACGAUCGCUAAAGAUGCUCCGAGACUGGGUUUGGUGAGCAGAGACUCGAGAGGGUUUGAUAUGACCAAAUGGCAUCACCUGGAGUGCUUUCCUUCGAAUUCGGCAUCAAUUAAUGCACUUGACGCAAUCAAAGGGUUUUCAUCGUUCAAGGGUAGUGAUCAAGAGGCUUUGAAGAAAGUGGUGAAUGUUGGUGAACAGUCGAAGGAGAAGGUUUCAGAUGGAGAUGAAAAUGCGUUUGAAGGAAGCAGAGAGAAAAUUGGCAUAGGACUGAAGGUUCGUAAAAGAGAUGGAAAUGAGGAAAGAACUUUGAAGAAGCAAAAGUUGGCUACGCCUAAUGAAGCUAGUGAGCUGGAGGUAGCCUUUUCUGUUUCUGAUGUCAAGGAUAAGUAUAAGAAUGCCACAUUAUCAUCCAAGUGGAAGGCAUUCCAGACAAUCAUAUUUCUGGAACGGGAUGAUCGCCUUCAUGAUUCGGAAAAAAUUGCUGCUUUUGAUUUUGAUGGAUGUCUUGCAAAAACAUCAGUGAAGAGAGUAGGUUCAGAUGCUUGGUCGCUUAUGUAUCCCUCAAUACCGGAGAAGCUGCAGAGCCUGUACAAUGAUGGUUAUAAGCUGUUGGCUACGCCUAAUGAAGCUAGUGAGCUGGAGGUAGCCUUUUCUGUUUCUGAUGUCAAGGAUAAGUAUAAGGUAAUUUUCACCAACGAAUCCAACAUUGAGCGCUGGAAGAAUAAAAGACAGGUCGCCGUGGACUCAAAAAUUGGACGUCUGAACAGUUUUAUUGAGGAAGUGAAAGUCCCUAUUCAGGUUUUCAUUGCUUGUGGGUAUGAUAAAUCUAAUGGUCAAGCAGAAGAUCCCUUCCGCAAACCCAAACCUGGGAUGUGGCGCAUAAUGCAGCAACACUUCAACUCUGGCAUUGCGGUUGAUAUGAAUCAAUCAUUUUAUGUUGGUGAUGCAGCUGGGAGACCUGAUGAUCAUAGUGAUGCUGACAUCAAGUUUGCACAGCUUUCUUGUCCAUUCUGUUUAGUAGUUUGCAGUCAUAAAUCUGCUCAUGUUACACCACAAUACCAAAUUGAUUUGCUCCCAACCCAUUCCUGGAUCAUUCUAUAUGUUGUGAUUUUGAGUCCAUUUUAUUUGCCUGAUUAA